Molecule: messenger RNA, 4204 nt
Organism: Bacillus rossius redtenbacheri
Lineage: Eukaryota; Metazoa; Arthropoda; Insecta; Phasmatodea; Bacillidae
Product: alpha-N-acetylgalactosaminidase
Exons: 10
Coding region: 2881-4107 (408 amino acids)
Biological process (GO): glycoside catabolic process; oligosaccharide metabolic process
Cellular component (GO): cytoplasm
Molecular function (GO): alpha-galactosidase activity
Source: RefSeq, a predicted model, not a curated record
UAAAAGCUUUUAAAGUUUCUCGUAUUUGUUUUCACAUUAAAUUAAAAACAGUUUGUUAUCAUAAAGUAUCUAUGUUCUGGAAUAUUUAUGGGAUAUUUCUUGGUUCACUUUAGAUGUAAAUGUUUAAAUGUAGCUUUAGUGAGUUGUAGACACCAGAAGAGUGUACUUAAGUAUGAUUAUUGUCUUGUAGGUAGCUGCGUAGUAGGCUUAUCUGAUAAGUUGAAUAACCCCAACGAGAUAAGACAGAUAUCAGCCGAAAGAACUCUUGGCGGUGGGAACCUGUUCUCUCCCCAAGGCUGUUAAUUGUGAAGAAUACUAUUAAGUUAUCUUGCUUUUUUUUUAUUGGGAUUUCCAAAGUGCAAAUUUCAUUUAAAAAAUUUUUAAAUCUGGCCACAAACAUGAAUUGCAGGAUGUUAACACUUAGUUCUGUGUGUGUGUAGUCAUUUUAGAUUGUGCUACGAUACACACACACUCACACGAACAAACACACAUUUUUAUGCUUGAAACCUUUUUCUUUUAACCUUUUUUUUUAGCCUUUUGGGAAAUGUUGUGCUAUAGUUAUAUGCCAUACAUGUAACUGUAUUGAAUUGUUUGAUACAGUUAAGAGCAGUUUUUUUUAACAAAGUAUUUAAAUUUUUUUCAUUUUAGUUUUAACAUGUUAGUCCAACAAAUUACAUAAGGAGAAUGGACAUGAUAUACUAAAAAAAAAAUUUUUAAAAAUAAUAACGUUAGGACACUAUAAUGGGGAAAGAUCCACCAGGCUAAAGAAGAUCUAGUACAGACUUCAGAAGUUCCAGAUCCUCAAGCAAGUUCCUUGUAUGUGAAAAUAUACACAGUUGGUGUGUAUGCACGUGUGGUUGUAAGUCCAAAGGCUGGUUGUAUCCCACCCAGUCCUGGAGUUAGUCUGCACUAAUUUGAGCCCAAAUGCCACCUGACCACUCACAAAGCACUAGGAACUGACGGAACAUGGAGAAGACGUACGUACCGACGCCAGGAAUCGGACAGAGUUGAGUGUCCAGUUCCGUCACCUUCGUAGCUGCCGAUCAGUGAUACUGCAACGUUUGCAGGCUGAUGAUAGCGGGUUAUCGAGAGAAGCCAAGAUCCCCGGGUAAAACAAUUUUGUUGGGCUCCCUCCCUAUUAUUGUAAAGUACAAUUUUUCAAACCCCACGAUUAAAAAAAAAUAUCUAAACACUGUAAAUGUUACCAUGGCCAUAAUAUUUUUACGUGAUAUGUAGAGACAAGAUUUUAUUGUUUUUUUUUUAAGCCGCUUUCAUUUAUAAAACAUGAUAUUUCUGUGUUAUUUUUGAUAAUUUUUACUAGUUUUGUUCAUUCUUAACAGAACACAAAUGUUUCUUUAUACUUAUGUCACGAAAACUGUUUCAUUUUGACUGAUACAUGAUGCAAUUUUUCAAUAUAACAAUUUGUAAUAAGCAUUUCUAACUAGUCUGAACAAUAAACAUAAAUUCUAUGUUUGAAAAAUUUACCAAUGACGUAAUGUAGAAAUAAUUUACUUAUAACAGUUGCGAAAUCAAACAAAGUAAAAAUUUUAGUAAUACAUUUUGGUACAAACUUUAUGCUAAAUCAGUUCCAUUACAUAAAGUUAACUAUAUCAAAAUAUUGUACUUAUUUAAUUUUAAUUAAGUUUUGAUUAAAAUUAUAAUUAAUUAAAUACUUUUGGUUGCAUUUCUGGGUUUUAUGGUGCAUAGACAAGCUUUGUGGUGUUAUUUUGUUUCAAACGCAAUUUACCAUAUAGUCUUGUUCUUAGUGAUGUGUGUGUGUAUCAUAUUACUUGUAAUGUUUCCUAUGGUUUUAUUAACAAUAGACUUCUAUUCUUCAUCCUAUGAGGGUAAACCCAUUAAUUUCACAGUAACCACAGAACUACCACCCCUGGUUGGACCCAGGCACUUGUGGGUUCCCCUCACCUCCCUCCCUCUUGCCCCUCCAUCAUGAUGGCCCUGUAUUCUGUGCUCAGCUGAAGGAAAUGUGCAAGUGUAAGGGCUCAGAAAGUGUAUCAUUCUUUUAAAAUAGGAUAUUGUAAAGUUUUACAGCUGCUCUGUUAUUAAGUUUUGUGAAUUUUUUUUUACAUGUUGGCACUGAUUUUGACUGGAAAAUUAUGUGUCAGAACCCAAGAUACACCAUCCUGCAAGUUUUGAUUAGAAAUGCUAAAAUCUUGUCAUUCCUGGAAAUUGAAAAGCUUUUAAAAAAGACUUCAAACGUAGAAAAUAAACUAUAAUUUUAGAACAGAGAUGACUGUCUAGUUGCUUGUGUAGCCCAUUUAAUAGUAUGUAGCUCUUUUAUAUUGUAUUUUUAUUGUGAGAUGUCAGAAAGCCAGGUCAGAAUCUGUAGUCGUCAGACUUUGGGAUGUUUCGUGAUGUUUUAAGAGCCUGUAAACCCUGUAACUUGUAAGCUGCAAAUAGGUCCAUUUCAUUUUGUAACGUUUAGGCAAAUUUAUCAAAGCAUAUUAAUUUCUUUACGUCAGUACUCAAGUACAUUCUGUCAAAGGAAAAGGGGUCAUGAUGAUAGCAGAUGUUAAGUUUUAUUAAUCAGUUUUCUUGUAAAAAAAUUGUCAUGUAGAAUACUUGUUUUUCAGCAAAAAAAAAAAUGUUUAUAAUUUAUCAGCAUAUGAUUUGUGGUUUUAUCACUUAAAAAUUGUAUCUUAUCAUGCCUUCCUGAGUUUUAUUUCGUAGAUAAAACGAGCCACUCACGUAAAGUAAUUAGUUGUCAGUGAGGGUUUGUGAAGAGAGAACUCGAGGACUCAACAUUGGAAUCUCCGUCUCGGGACUCGGCUGUCUACUUCAGCAGAUGCAGUGCACGGGACGUUUCAUUCCAUUCCAUCACACAAGAGCAGCAAGAGCCUACAGGAGAAGAAGACACUCACAAUGAUACAGCAGCUCAUCGUGUUGGCGUGCAUGUUGGGGGCGAAUUUGGCUCUCGACAAUGGGCUGGCCCUCACUCCACCAAUGGGGUUCAUGUCCUGGGAGAGGUAUCGCUGCAUCGUAGACUGUGUCAACUACCCGAAUGAAUGUAUCAGCGAGAAGCUAUUCAAGAAGGUGGCGGACCUGAUUGUUUCCGAAGGCUACGCGGACGUGGGCUACGAGUACGUCAUCAUCGACGACUGCUGGCCCGCGCACCAACGCGACGCGGAGGGGAAGCUCCAGCCGAACGCGACACGCUUCCCCAGCGGCUUGAAGCAUUUGUCCGACUACAUCCACUCCAAAGGCCUCAAGUUCGGCCUGUACGAGGACUACGGCAACUACACGUGCGGCGGCUACCCUGGAGUCCUCGGCCACUUGGAGACCGACGCCAACUCGUUUGCGGCGUGGGGCGUGGACUACGUGAAGCUGGACGGCUGCUACGCCAAGUACGCGGACAUGCAGGAAGGGUACAUAGAGUUUGGCAACUAUCUCAACAAAACAGGCCGACCAAUGGUGUAUUCAUGCAGUUGGCCAGCGUACAUGAACGCAACACAGGUGGACUACGAGGUGCUGCAGAAGACGUGCAACUCGUGGAGGAACUACGACGACAUCGCCGACUCGUGGGGGAGCGUGGUCGCCAUCAUGAACUGGUUCGGCAAGGAGCAGGAUCUCAUCGCCCGGCACGCGGGGCCCGGCCACUGGAACGACCCCGACAUGCUGAUCGUCGGUGACUACGGGCUGAGCUACGACGAGAGCAAGGCGCAGAUGGCCGUGUGGGCCGUGCUGGCCGCGCCGCUGCUGCUGUCCGUCGACCUGGCCGCCGUGGCGCCCCGGUUCAAGGCCAUCCUGCAGAACAGGGACGUCAUAGCCGUGAACCAGGACCCGCUGGGGGUGCAGGGGCUGAGGGUGUCCCAGGUCAACAACAUAGACGUGUGGACGCGUUGCGUCACGCCCAAAGUGGGGAGUGAGUGCUCUUACGCGGUUGCCAUCGUCAGCCGGAGGACCGACGGGAACCCAGUCCUGGUCUCCUACGUUCUCAAGGACAUAGGCUUGAACAACUCAGCAGGCUACAACUUCACGGAACUAUACGAUGGUACUAAAAUGGUUCUGUCUUCUCCGAAUGCAACACUCGUCACGAGAGUGAAUCCUUCAGGAGUUGCUUUUUACAAAGCAACUGCCAUCGUAGUAUGAAGUGCAGUUGGUUUUAACAUGAUGAUAAUGUAACUUUGUAAGUAAAGUAUUGUAUUUAACAGUCAUUAAAAUAUUAUGUGUGUUUUGUACCUUUAAA